AUGUACAAUUUUGAAGGAAGAUAUGAUCUAGUUAGGUUCAUUAAGACAGUGCAAAAAGUGGGGCUCUAUGUUAAUCUUCGCAUUGGACCUUAUGUUUGCGCCGAGUGGAACUUUGGGGGAAUUCCUGUUUGGUUGAAGUAUGUUCCGGGUAUAAGCUUUAGAACCGAUAAUGAGCCUUUCAAGGCUGCAAUGCAAGGUUUUACUCAGAAGAUUGUUCAAAUGAUGAAGAGUGAAAACUUGUUUCAGUCUCAGGGUGGUCCAAUCAUUCUUUCUCAGAUUGAGAACGAAUACGGACCAGAGAGCAAGGCGAUGGGAGCUGCUGGUCAUGCAUACCUAAACUGGGCUGCAUAUAUGGCUGUUGGAUUGGGAACAGGAGUCCCUUGGGUGAUGUGCAAAGAAAUUGAUGCCCCAGAUCCUGUGAUUAAUUCGUGUAAUGGCUUUUACUGUGACGAUUUCUCUCCAAAUAAACCAUAUAAGCCUAGCAUGUGGACCGAGUCUUGGAGUGGCUGGUUUACCGAAUUUGGUGGCCCGAUUCACCAGCGACCAGUUCAAGAUCUGGCAUUUGCAGUUGCUCGUUUCAUUCAGAAGGGCGGAUCAUAUGUGAAUUACUACAUGUAUCAUGGAGGAACUAAUUUCGGACGUUCCGCUGGGGGUCCGUUCAUUACUACAAGCUAUGAUUACGAUGCUCCAAUCGAUGAAUAUGGUUUGAUUAGGCAACCGAAAUAUAGCCAUUUGAAGGAUCUUCAUAAAGUGAUCAAGCGAUGCGAGCAUGCUUUGGUUUCUUCGGACCCUACUGUUACAUCGUUAGGAACAUACCAGCAGGCUCAUGUAUUCUCUGCAGAAACUGCAGGAUGUGCAGCUUUUCUCGCAAACUAUCAUGUACAAUCUGCUGCUACCGUAGUUUUCAAUAAUAAGCACUAUGACUUGCCUCCAUGGUCCAUAAGCAUCCUUCCCGAUUGCAAAACUUCCGUAUUUAAUACCGCAAAAUCUGAGUUCAUUUACCUCACUUGGCUCCGUUCGAAGUUCGAUGAGUUUCUUAAAUCUCUGAUAGAUGUUCUUGUAUCGGAUCAAUCUGAUGAAACUCUGAAGGAAGUUGUGUUGGAUACGUUGAUGGAGUUUGUGAAGGUUGCUAAUGGCGGCACCUUUCAUUCUUCGUUGUAUAACAGAAUUAUCAGUAGUAUUAUUCACUCUGCUAGUUCUGCUGAAUUUUUGAUUGAUUUACUAACAUCAAAGUAUUUCAAGUAUAUUGAUGUCAGUGCAUUUGCAUUUCAUCCAACUCUAGAAUGGAUUUUUGUUGGAGAUCGACGUGGUACACUAUUGGCAUGGGAUGUAUCAAUCGAGAAGCCUAGUAUGAUUGGAAUAAUUCAAGUUUGCUCGCAACCAAUAACUUCUGUUGCUUGGCUGACCACUUUGCGUAUGCUUGUAACCCUAUCAAAGGAUGGAAAUAUGAAGGUUUGGAAAACACGGGUUAUAGCUAAUCCUAAUAGACCUCCUAUGCCAGCAAAUUUUUUUGAGACUGCUGCAAUUGAAGCAAUUGAUAUCCCACGUAUCCUUUCUCAACAAGGUGGAGAAGCAGUGUAUCCCUUACCGCGAAUCAAAGCUAUAGAAUUUCAUCCAAAGUCUAAUUUGGCAGCAUUAGUGUUUGCAAAUGCAGCAAGUGGAGAUACUUCAAAAAACGAAACUGUAUCCAAUAGAGAAAGGAGAAAGCAACUUUUUGCAGUUUUGCAAGGUGCACGUGGAUGUAAAAAGUAUCUAGGUACUUGUUUAAACAAAGAGAGCAAUAUGAAGAGUAGUUACUUGUUUUUUACAGCCUUCAUGGCCUUAGCAUCUUGUGCUUUAGCAUUUGAUCCCAGCCCUCUACAAGACUUUUGUGUAGCUAUCAAUGACACCAAUAAUGGUGUGUUUGUUAAUGGAAAAUUGUGCAAAGAUCCAAAACUUGCCACUGCAAAUGACUUCUUUUUCUCAGUGAAAGAAGGAAACACGUCAAAUUCACUUGGCUCAAAAGUGACACCGGUUGCAGUUAACGAGAUAUUAGGAUUAAACACUCUCGGUAUCUCUCUUGCUCGCAUUGACUUUGCACCUAGGGGACUAAAUCCUCCACACACUCAUCCAAGAGCUACUGAGAUUCUUAUAGUUUUGGAGGGUACUCUCUAUGUUAGUUUUGUUACUUCUAAUCCGCAAAAUCGUCUCAUUACAAAAGUACUCAACAAAGGAGAUGUAUUUGUGUUCCCUAUUGGUCUCAUUCACUUUCAGUUGAAUGUGGGAUAUGGAAAUGCGGUUGCCAUUGGUGGACUUAGCAGUCAGAAUCCAGGAGUUAUCACAAUUGCUAAUGCUGUGUUUGGAUCUAAUCCAAAAAUUUCUUCAGAUGUUCUCACAAAGGCUUUUCAAGUGGACAAUAAGAUAGUUGACAAUCUCCAGAAACAGUUUUGGUAUGACAACAACUAG
Molecule: messenger RNA, 2445 nt
Organism: Vicia faba (fava bean)
Lineage: Eukaryota; Viridiplantae; Streptophyta; Magnoliopsida; Fabales; Fabaceae
Source: the annotation of a GenBank genome assembly